AUGAGUUAACUAUAAUAGAAGCAGUAAAUGUAGAAUGGAAAUAUGCAUGAAUUACAGAAUGUAAACGGAAAUGAUCAUGAAGUAGAGAGAAAUAGAGUUAUUGAAUCAAUCAGAUAGCAAAUAAGCGAGCUAGAGGCUAAGGACGUGUGGUUGAAAAAAUAAAAUCAAAAAACAAAAGAAUUAAGCAAAUGGAAAGGAGAAGAUAAAUGUAUGUGUCAAAUAUUUUGA
Molecule: messenger RNA, 228 nt
Organism: Tetrahymena thermophila SB210
Lineage: Eukaryota; Ciliophora; Oligohymenophorea; Hymenostomatida; Tetrahymenidae
Exons: 3
Source: RefSeq, a predicted model, not a curated record